AUGUACGUCCAUGACAUCCCUGUCCGUCACACUCCUCUAACAUGCACUUCCUUCAACAUCCACUUCCUUGAUGUCAAUUCUGCAUCGUUCACAAUUCCUCCCAUUCUUCUCCCGCAGCUUCAACCACCACUUUCCAUCUCUUCAUUCCCCUAAACCCUUAUAAUAUCCCGUCUUUCACACGCUUACAGCAUACCCUUUGUUCCCUUUUCCUACGUCCACCUUUCCUUGGACCCUUACAUAUCCAAGAUCUAUCCGCACAAUCUCGCAGACCAGUGUCCUUCCCUCGCGCUCGCUCCGCCGUAUCGCAUCACGCUGCUGCUAUCUCGUU
Periconia digitata is the source of this 328-nucleotide messenger RNA. The record is from the annotation of a GenBank genome assembly. NCBI's taxonomy places the organism in Eukaryota, Fungi, Ascomycota, Dothideomycetes, Pleosporales, Periconiaceae.